GCACACCAUCGAUGAGUUGCAGUCCAUGGUGGCCACUGCCCUCGCAGUGUUCCCAGACGCCGCAUCCUUCAUCGAGGCUGCCCAGGAGCGCGCCUCUGCCUCUCGGCCAACCUCCAUCUGCAAGAUGGGCCCCCUGUACCAACUUGACGAGCUCGAGCCCUUAGAAGCUGCCAAGCCGCCAAAGAGGGGUCCGCCAGGCCCCCUGGAGUCGCCAGACUCCAAGCGGGUGCGCAAGGUGCCAACCCUUGUUGAGAACACAGCCGGUGGCGUUGUGAGUGACAAGUGUGGCCAUUUCCCUGUGCAGAAUGGCGUGGCGAUGGCUGUGCCCCGCCCACAGGUUGCCCUUGGCAUGCUGGCAGAUUUGAGCACCGCUCCGCCGGCUUUGGCAAUGCCUCGGGUGCAGAAAGGGUGCACUCAUGGGAGGGGAGAGGAUUUCGGGGAGGGCAGCCAGAGAGCAACUUCUGAGGAUGGGUCGGAGCCACAGCGCACGUAG
Ostreobium quekettii is the source of this 493-nucleotide messenger RNA. Lineage: Eukaryota; Viridiplantae; Chlorophyta; Ulvophyceae; Bryopsidales; Ostreobiaceae. The record is from the annotation of a GenBank genome assembly.